AUGGACGGUUUCGAUCGAGUCGAGUCUGGCAACAAUCCCGUCUUCGGUCGCACGACGAAUCCCUAUUCUCCCUUGCACAUCCCCGGUGGCUCGAGCGGAGGCGAAGCCGCUUUGCUCGCGUGCGGCGGUUCUGCACUCGGGUUCGGAAGUGAUCUUGCCGGUAGUUUGAGAUUUCCGGCGCAUAUGUCGGGCUGCUUUUCCCUCAAGUUUGGGCAGGGAGGAAGGAUGAGCAAGAAUGGGAUGACGAAUAUAGUGCCGACCGAGGGAUUUGAGGCUGUCCAUGUUUCAGUAGGUCCCAUGGCCAGAUCGAUCGCAGACCUCAGACUCGCCUGUCAAACACUUUGCGGCCUUCCCGGCGGACCCGGUGAGAUCGCACCCGUUCCGUGGAGAGAGGUCAUUCUGCCGAAGAAGCUCAAAGUAGGAUAUUAUCUGCGUGACGACUUCGCUGAGUUCUCCCCACCUGUCAAGCGGGCGCUGCGGGAGUGCGUGGCGGCUCUCGAAAGAGAAGGACACGAAUGUGUCGAGUUCCUUCCCCCGUAUGCGCUCGAGACGAUGGAAACUUUCGUGGCCCUGACUAGUUCGGAUGGAUACAAACAGCUGACCUCACACCUCGGUCCAGAUCCACAAGAUCCGUCCAUGUUUCUCGUCCUACUUGGUCCCAAGAUCCCAGCAAUUAUCAGGACUAUGUCAUGUUUCGUGUUGAGAAGAUUCCUGAGAGAUCAGAAGUUCGCAGCGCUUGUCCAGGCUUUGAGAGUCAAGUCUGUGCGGGACUUUAACCGCUGGGUACACAGGCGGAACGAGCUCGUCCAGAAGUUUCAUACAGAGGUCUGGGAAAAGUACGGAUUCGACAUCAUCCUCGGUCCGGUCCAUUCCAUGCCCGCCCUGCCGCACAACGCGACUGCCCGACUCUCUCCUCUGGCCGGCACAGCAAUUCUAUACAGCAUCCUCUCUCUCCCUGCUGGGGUCAUUCCGGUAACCCGCGUCCUGCCCACAGACACCUGGCCAGAGGAGCCUCAAGACCCGGGGAUGCGCCUGUUGAGGGGAAUCAUGCGCCAGCUGUACGACCCAGAGAAAAUGGCCGGUCUUCCAAUAGGCGUGCAAGUAGUAGGCAGGCCGUGGGAAGAAGAGAAGUUGCUGGAGGUCAUGGGCUUGCUCGACAACACAUUGGGGCCGCGAGGGUUCGCCCCGGGAAGCUGGACACCGCCUACGCCUACGGUUGACUAGCUCUGAAGAAGAUACCCGUGGGAAGGUGGGCAGUAUUUCUCAUACCGCCGGGCCGGGCGGAAGGCGGGUACCCCCGAUUCUGUUCAUCAUACAGCUAGACCUGAGCUGGCCCAGAGGCCUCUCAAGUGACCUUCUCUCCUCUGUUCUUUCCAUCUGCAGGUAUCAGGAACACGAUCCCGGGCGGAACGGUAUCUCUCUUUAGUGGGAUGUACUGUACACGUACCUGUGCCUAUAUUUCUGUCACUCGUUUAUCCCAAAGACUUCUGCGCGGACAGCGCAGUCCGGUUAUGCGCUGGUGCGGUGUAUGCACUGCCUAGUGCUGUAAUCUACGCGCUGGUUCUGCACUCGUUUCAUAAUUUAU
Molecule: messenger RNA, 1585 nt
Organism: Dacryopinax primogenitus
Lineage: Eukaryota; Fungi; Basidiomycota; Dacrymycetes; Dacrymycetales; Dacrymycetaceae
Product: amidase signature enzyme
Exons: 8
Coding region: 1-1224 (407 amino acids)
Biological process (GO): fatty acid catabolic process
Molecular function (GO): amidase activity; fatty acid amide hydrolase activity
Source: RefSeq, a predicted model, not a curated record